AUGGAGACUGAAACCCCCGUCUUCCAUUAUGAGGAAAAGAAGUCCGACAUCGAGGAGCAUGUAUUCUCCUCUGAUAGGGAAGUCACGGACAUUGAGCUGGAGGAGUUGACGGCUUUGGUCAAGGAAACUCUUUCCGAACACGAGAUGGACGGCAAUUUCCCACAGGAGAUGCUGGAUGAGGCACGAGAGUUUCUGGCGAAAGAUCCAAAGCAAAUCACUGCUUUGGAGGCCCAGUCGCCCCUUCAAGAUAUUCGUAAGCAGCGUGAUAUCUUGUUGAAUGACUCGCCCUAUCCCGAAGUCCGUGCUGUCGUCGAUCCUACGGAUGAUCCUACUGUGUCCGCCAACACCUUUCGAGCUUGGUUCACUGGUUUGUUGCUCACCAUUGUCUUCACCGGUGUCAACCAGCUGUUUACCCUGCGAUACCCGUCUAUUUUUCUCUACUCCUAUGUGUCGCAGGUCGUAGCCUACCCCAUGGGCAAGUUUAUGGAGAAGUGGCUGCCAACUCGCCAAUACUCUCUAUUUGGCUACCGCUUCUCGUUUAACCCAGGUCACUUCAAUCAAAAGGAGCACAUGUUGAUCACCAUCAUGGCCAAUGUUGGAUACGGAGGUUACCUGGGCACUGCCUACACUACCAACAUCUUCACCGUGCUGAAAGUGAAGAAGUGGUAUGAUGAUACCACGCUGUACAACAAAGCUGGUUUCCAGAUUCUUAUGACACUCUCGACUCAAUUCCUGGGAUACGGAUGCGCGGGUCUGGUGCGCCGCUUCUUGGUCUUGCCACCUUCCAUGAUCUUCCCCAAGGCGUUGGCGACCAUUGCUCUCAACAAGGCUCUACAUAGUGACGACAAGGGGGAGAUCGUGCACGGGUGGACCAUGUCCCGUUACCGAUUUUUCGUGUAUACAUUCUGUGCCAUGUUUUUCUGGUAUUGGCUCCCAGGAUAUCUCUUCCAGGGUCUGUCCUAUUUCAACUGGAUGACCUGGAUUGCUCCGGAAAACACCACCCUAGCGGCCGUUACUGGUAGUAUCACAGGACUGGGAAUUAACCCGUGGCCCACAUUUGAUUGGAACAUAGCGUCAAUCGUCUACGAUCCCAUCAUUACUCCCUACUAUGCCUUGGUGACAAUUACCCUGGGAACACUCUUCCUCUGUAUCUGCGUUACCAUCCCAAUUUGGUGGACGAAUGUCUGGCAGACCGCAUACUUCCCGAUCAUGAGCAAUUCUCUAUUCGAUGAUACCGGUGCCACGUAUAACGUUUCGAAGAUCAUGGUGGAUGGUGCGUUCAGCGCCGAGGCCUAUGAAGCCUACAGCCCUCCUUACAUGACUGCCUCAUACGCCGUCAUGUUCUUCUGCUUCUUUGGAGCGUACAUGGCGGGAGUUGUUCACAUCAUCCUUUACAAUCGAUCAGAGUUGAGCAAGGGAUUCAAGGCUCUACUGCAGUGGAAGAAUGCUCGCGAGGACCACGAAGAUGUCCACAACCGUCUGAUGAAGAAGUACAAGGACGCCCCAGACUGGUGGUAUCUCAUCAUUUUGGCCCUUUGUUUUAUCGUCGGCUGUGUCGUAGCCCAUGUCUACACUCCAGGAUUCCCCAUCUGGGGCAUGGUCGUCAGCUUACUCCUAUGUCUCAUCUUGCAAGUCCCCUACGGCAUGGUGUAUGCCAUCACCAACGCCGAAGUGACCAACAAUGUCCUUGCCGAGUUGAUUGCCGGAUACGCUCUCCCCAACCAGCCAAUUGCUAACAUGAUCUUCAAGACCUACGGUGUCGUUUCCUGCGCCCAGGCCAUCCAGUUCGUCUGCGAUUUGAAGAUGGGCCACUACAUGAAGAUUGCUCCCCGCACCAUGUUCAGUGCGCAAUGCAUUGCCACCGUGGUCGCUGCUUUUGUCAGUAUCGGAGUGAACGCCUGGGCGCUGGCGAAUAUCCCCGAUAUCUGCGAGACGGGCCAGGCAUCCGGAUUCAACUGCGAGGGCUAUACCACCUUCUUCACUUCCUCGGUCAUUUGGGGUGCCAUUGGACCUAGGAGACUCUUCGCCGAGGGAACGAUGUACAACGCCACCUUGUACGGAUUCCUGUGCGGUGCCCUCCUGCCCGUGCCGUUCUACUUGCUUUCCAAAUACUACCCCAAGUCUGGUGCGCGAUACAUCUACUCACCGCUGCUGUUGUAUGGAAUGAUGAACUUUGCUCCUUACAACCUUACCUAUGCAGUCGCUCCGCUGCUCGUUGGUACCGUCUUCAACUUCUAUAUCAAGCGUCAUUAUCUUGCUUGGUGGGAAAAGUACGCCUACGUGCUUACUUCCUCCUUUGGUGCUGCUUUAGCUAUUUCCGCUGUGAUUAUCUUCUUUGCCGUCGAGUACCACCCCGUUAGUGUUAAAUGGUGGGGAAACUCAGUUUCGUAUGCUGGUUGUGAUGAUAGCGGCUGCACAUUGCUCGCUGUUCCUGCUGGCGGAGUUCCAACAUGA
Molecule: messenger RNA, 2454 nt
Organism: Penicillium odoratum
Lineage: Eukaryota; Fungi; Ascomycota; Eurotiomycetes; Eurotiales; Aspergillaceae
Product: OPT oligopeptide transporter
Exons: 1
Coding region: 1-2454 (817 amino acids)
Biological process (GO): transmembrane transport
Molecular function (GO): oligopeptide transmembrane transporter activity
Source: RefSeq, a predicted model, not a curated record